Molecule: messenger RNA, 2232 nt
Organism: Dreissena polymorpha
Lineage: Eukaryota; Metazoa; Mollusca; Bivalvia; Myida; Dreissenidae
Exons: 5
Coding region: 41-1768 (575 amino acids)
Source: RefSeq, a predicted model, not a curated record
CGAGACGGCCAAGUUCCUGUCAAAGUUCCCCACGAAAUGCAUGGAGCACGAAGAACCCGUGAAACGUUUCUGCGCCGAUCACGACGUCCUAAUCUGUGACGUCUGCGCCCUGUCCAAUCACAAGGCCUGUCAGAUGGUGAUGGGCUUCACGGAAGCGUCCAAGGGCAUCCGAAGCAGUCGCGAGGUUACCGUUCUCGAGAACGGGCUGAAGAAAAUGAUCGAGGAUUAUGAUAAAAUGUUCAAGGAACAGUCCGAGAUUUUGACGAAUCUCGCGGAACAAGAACGAGAGUUCGUGAAGGCGGUAAAACAGUUCCGGGGCGAGAUCAACGCCAUUUUGGAUCGCCUGGAAAACUCGGUGCUCGCUAAAAAAGAUAACUACACUACACAGAGGAGAGAUACGGUUAAAGAUCACAAGCAGAGCUGCAAGACGGCAAUGACCUUACUGGAGAAUUACAGCAAAGAGCUGGACCGAUGUUACCUUGCAAACGACAACGAGGCCCUGUUUGUCUCCAUGAAGAAAACUCGCGCGGUCAUGGACAAAUACGAAACGCAGAGAAAGAACAUCGCGAAAGCACCGAAGAAGGUGUCCCUGUCUUUCGUCGCUAACAACAGUAUCGCCAAGUUCUUUCUGAGUUUACGAGAUUUUGGAGACAUGAAGGCCGACACAUCGGUAGUCACGUCCGUUCCCAGUGGAAAUGGCGCAACCACGGAGCGGCGCACCAGCAAGGGGAGUCUGAGUAGCGCCGGUGCACCGCCAUUGAGCGACCGGAAGUUCAGCCUAGUCAGCCUGCAGCAGUUUGACCGUCGCAUGAGUUCCAGCUCCAACAGCCUACAGACGUCCGAGCGAAUAAACCUUUUGUCGAGUGACGACGUCAAAUCAGAAGCGUUUAAAACGAACCUGAGUUUACCGAAAAUCGAAUCUUCUGUCCAGAUGCUAAAUAACGACAAUCUACCGAAAACCAGGCGCCCCACCCAUGUCGGAGAUGUAUCCGUGUUCCUGGAAAGUGACACUGAAAUGCCGUUCAUCACUGGUAUAACCUUCAUGGCGGACGAUCACGUGGUCUUAGCUGAUGACGCAAACAAAAAUGUGAAGCUAUUCACGCAUGCGUUCUUCCCCGUCGCUAUGGUAGCGCUGACGUCACCACCACGUGACGUCGCACCAAUCAAAUUGCAGCAAGUAGUCGUCACUAUACCAACAGAGAAAGCACUGCAGUUCAUCGACCUAGGCAAAGAAUUGUUGCUCAGAAAUAAAAUAACUUUAGAUUUUGAGUGUUUCGGUGUGACUUGUUUUAAUCAGGAGCUAUACGUAACAUCCGGGUUCUCAAGUGAGCGGGAAAUUCGUAUUAUGUCUUUAUCCGGAGAAGUACGUAAGCGAAUACGUCCCGGAAUCGUGGACUUACGAUAUCCGUUGUACAUCGCUGUCGAUCCGAAGUAUAAAACUAUUUUCGUCUCGGAUUACAAUCACGGGGUUGUGGGCGUGGACACGAAUUCGGGUGAAUUGAAAUUCAAAUGUAAAGACACGGACGUACACGGGUACUACAAAGGUAUCACAAUAGGUAAUAAAGGCAAUAUAUACGUGUGCACUUGGAAUCUACACGGGGUCAGUCGUGUACACUUGGACGGGAGGGGACUGGAGACAGUGAUCCCCAUGCCUGGGAAAGAGGGGAGAAAACCACACUCUGUGGCGUUUAGUAAGAAAUCCGAGCGUUUGGUGAUCUCCCUUUGUGGAGGAAAAAGAGCGUGUCUGUCUGUUUACAGAUAUCAAUAACACUGGAUAAAUAUCAUUUACGCCUCGUUUUUGGAAAACUGGGCUGAAUGCAUGUUCGUAAAGUGACGUCGCAGAUUAGCCGGUGCAGUCCGCACAGGGUAAUUAGUUCCGAAACUUUCCGCGUAACUGGAUUUUUCCUAAUAAUAGACUUCUUUAAUACGAAAAGUAUUUUUAAGCGUUAAGUGUUGGCCCUAGUUAGCCACUGGGGUUUGCACAGGCUAAUGUGGAACAACAUUUUACGCGCAUGCAUUAAGCCCAGUUUUCCCAGAACGCGGCCAAAAUCUUUGCACUCGGAGUAAAUGAGGAUAAAUUAAAUAGAAAGCGGGGCAUCCUUAUUUAGUGAUGUUGCCUAUUGUCGUACAUUAUGUACUGAAGUUACUUCUUAAGCGCGUUAGUUUGGUAAGAAAUAAAUAAAAGCGAAGUUAUUAUUUGUAAAAAAAAGAUUUAGGGGUUGUCGAUACAUU